Molecule: messenger RNA, 2731 nt
Organism: Stylophora pistillata
Lineage: Eukaryota; Metazoa; Cnidaria; Anthozoa; Scleractinia; Pocilloporidae
Biological process (GO): signal transduction
Cellular component (GO): plasma membrane
Molecular function (GO): signaling receptor activity
Source: RefSeq, a predicted model, not a curated record
UAAUAAUACUGGUAUCCGAACAAUGGUGGAAGGAAUUGAAAUUUAAACUGAAUUACGCAGCUUUGGGAAUAUACAAAGAACCGCAUAAAGGCUUCAUCGACCAGCUGGCGUACUCAGUAAGAUAUUUUUGCCAGGGAUAUUUCUUGCUUGUGAUACAGUUUGUCUUCUGACGUGAAUCGUAUCCUCAGCGGGUAAAGUUCAUCGCGAAGAAGCUUGAAGCUUAAAAUUGAAUGUCUGCUGGAUAGUUUUCAUGUCAUUUUACUCACACUUUUGCGAGUUUCAACUUUUAGAUUGUAGAAAGAGCAUUGUGAUGUUGUCGUGACAGUAUUUGUGUGCAUGACUUAGAGCACUUCUGCAAAAUCAAGCAUUUCGCUCAACCCGUACGUUUUAUAUUCUGCCGUAAUUGAAGCCAAUUUAACACGAAGAACUGACUGCUCGACGCCAUGGCCUUUGAAGUACUGUUAGUGUUUUUGGCCAUGUUGAUGGUUACUGAGACAGAACGAGCGAAGCAUUUACCUACAAAACGUCGAUUGUGCCUUUGCGCAGAUCGCGUGCUUCCAUUGCAAUCAUUCCCAGAGGACAAGGAAUCUGCUUUCAUCUCGUGUGAACAGUGGUGCAGUACCAACGAUCUUUCAGGAAUGAUGUCGCAUGGUUCCUCAAGUCAUCUCCGCACACGACGUGAUGACGUGCAACAGUUCACAAAUUGUCCUGCCGGACUAGACCGUAUCGAUGAGAAAUGGCAUAUCAAGAAAGAAAACAUAAGAGCACAUUUCUAUGAUAUUGAAGGCAGCUCUAAAUGGCUUGUUGAAGUGUCCUGGAGUCCAUUUGAAGGUGGCACCAAAGGCUGGGAUAAUUAUUACAUGAGGUACUUCACUGGAGGAAAUCGUAUAUAUCAGAAUUACUCCUGCCUGAUGCUUCCAAAGAACCGAACAAGUGUGAACAUCACUUCCUCACUCCAACCGAGGAAAAUCACUCUAACUGUGACCGCUCUUCCAAACCCAAAGGAUAUACCUAGCGGAGGAAUGCCAAAUUUGGUUUUAGAGCCUUUUACUCCACCUCAGAUGCGUAGCCCUCUCGAAUACACUCCUGCAGUUGUUUCUGUCCACUUGACAUUAAAACCAACAUCAGAGCGUGAGAAUUUGAUCGUAACUUAUGUGUCAAUCGCCGUUGGAAGCCUCGUUGGAAUAAUUUUUGCUGUUUGCUUGCUGAAAUAUUUGUGUCGUCGUAAGACAAGCAUCCCUUUACCAACAGAUUUCAAAUUUCACGCUUUUAUAAUAUACAACAAAGAAGAUGAAAGAUGGGUAAAGGAAAAGCUUCUAAAAUUCUUGGAAGGAGAACACGGUUUGAGGGUUUGCAUUCACUACAGAGACUUUACCCCUGGGAUUCCUUUCACAAAGAGUAUGGCAGAUAGUGUUUACCUCAGCCACAAGAUCAUUGCUGUUUAUUCGAGCAACUUUUUGCGGAGUAAAUAUUGUGAUUACGAGCUUGAACUUGCCAAGUACCGCCUCUUGAACAAGCGGGACAACUGUCUGAUUGUUAUAAGGAUUGACAAUUCGGAGUUCAAAGACCUUCCUCCAGAGCUUCGCGGUAGAAGCUGUAUCGACUAUGCUGAUAGGACGGAGAGACAAUUCUGGAAAAGCAGACUUGUCAAGUUUUUGGAUGUUCCAAAGGAACCAAGUCACGGAGAGGUAGAAGUAGAGGCGGACCCUGAUAGUAAUGCCUUUACUCCUGGAGUCACCACCGAAGGACCUCAUAGACGGACGGAGAGUAGAUUUCUCAGACUGGACAGUUCGAUAAGUACUUCCACAGAAUUAUCCAUUGUUACUCUAAACGAGGAAAAUCCGGUCUAACUUUUAUUAACAUCUCAUUGUAUUAAGUGUGUGUGACACGGGUUCUUGUAUAUACUAAAAAAAAACAGCGAUCAUUUAUACCUAAUACUGUUACUCCCAAGAAUGAUCAACUCGAAACUUCUUCCCAGAGUUCAGUGCAUUUUUAAGCAAACAACUGAAAAGAAUAUGCAAUGUAUCAGCUGGAGGCAUGGUAUCAUGAUGCAAUAACAAGCUCUCAUAGUAGGAAAGCAUAGCAACACCAGAGGAAUAAAGCUCAACCUCUUUCUUCAUCGCAACUAGAACGGAGUACGAACACAAUCGUGGGAGUUAGAGUACUUCACUUUCCCGGGGACGCCACCUCCUUGCCUAUAGGUUGUUGAUGUAUAUAACCAAAGAAAAAACUAUCAUUUAGUCAUCUUAUGUUACUAAAGAGCAAUGCGAGUUUAAAUUGCAUUUUUAUUUUUAAGCUGAGCGCGUUUGUCUUUUAUUCUGCCAUUACAGCAUCUAUGAACGUAUCCAAAUGAUGCUGUGAUCUUAUUGUAAAUGCUUCGGAGGAUUCCCUUUUUGGUAAAAAGUGAUGUUCGUAAGGAUGUGAAUAAUGACACAAAGAGUGAGCAUCCCUGAGCGAAAAAAUAUCCCCCUUCUUACCCCCCCUCGGAAGACGCGACGUAAUCCACAAUGUACUGGCUAGUCCACCCGUGCGUAUGCUGUAAAAUAUUAAGCAACUUAACCGUCUCUAGAAACAUGUUUAAUUAAACCUUCUUAUAACAGAAUGAAAAUACGUUUGGGUUGUCAAUGUGGAUUGUAAUUAUCAUAACACGCAUAAGCCAGAGGCGUCCAGGAUAGAACCAAGUUUUGUCUCGAAAUUGUUGAGGGGGAUUAAAUGAAAACAAACAAAGAAA